AUGGCAAACGGGUCUUUCUUAUUUUUUCUUGUUAUUUCUGGUGUCGCUCUCGUCACUACAACGUCGUCGGCUUCUCCAAUGGUGUACGACAUCUCCGAACAAGGAAGAGACACUAUAAUCCAGGCUCUAAGUGGAGGAGCUGCUCAUUUUAGCAGCUGGGCUGAUGUCCUUACAUUGGCCGAUCCAUCCAUGUUUCCGAUGGCGACGACACUUUUCAUUCCAACCGAUUCUGUGUUUGAGCCAUUUUCCGCUUGUAAUUUGGACGCCUCCAUCAUGCUGUACCAUAUGCUUCCUGAGGAGCUCACUUUUUCUGAUCUCCUCUGA
Messenger RNA from Telopea speciosissima, 324 nucleotides. RefSeq lists its product as uncharacterized. The record is from RefSeq and is a predicted model, not a curated record. Lineage: Eukaryota; Viridiplantae; Streptophyta; Magnoliopsida; Proteales; Proteaceae. The coding region runs from base 1 to 324 and encodes 107 amino acids. The transcript has a single exon.